This is a messenger RNA of Zootoca vivipara (common lizard), 8741 nucleotides long. RefSeq names its product telomerase associated protein 1 (gene TEP1). NCBI's taxonomy places the organism in Eukaryota, Metazoa, Chordata, Lepidosauria, Squamata, Lacertidae. Gene Ontology annotation, biological process: telomere maintenance via recombination. Gene Ontology annotation, molecular function: protein binding; telomerase activity; telomerase RNA binding. Gene Ontology annotation, cellular component: telomerase holoenzyme complex. The record is from RefSeq and is a predicted model, not a curated record.
GAGAAAGAGAAAGAUUGUGAUCAGCUCAGGUGGUAUAUCAUCACCAUCAAAACUAAAUGGAGAGAGGAAGCAGCUUAUAGCGGUGACUCUUUGGCCAACCUUUACCGAAUUUGCAAACCUGAAUGAAUUCGGGUGGAAUUGGUUUCCUGCAACGUGCCUAGGUGAUGAUUUGUGGCACAAACCAUGGUUUCUGGUUGCCGACUGGCAUGCAGCGAUAAGAGGCUGCUGGGGUGUGUGUGGCUCCUGUGCCUUUAACGUUCAUUGACUUAAAGCUUCUCCGAGCCAUGGGUGUGGCUCAGUGGUAGAGUUCGGCAUGUAGAGGUUGCCAGGUUCAGUUGCAGGUAUAUCUGCUUUGGGGCUGAGAGAGAGAGAUCGAGAGAGAUCACUGCAUGAAACCCUGAAGAGUUGCUGCAGACGGCCAAGCACCCAGCGGCCUUCCCAGUGAAGUCCAUGGAUCCCUCUGCCUCUCUCUUUGGGGAGAAGCCCUUGCUUCAUGCUUCUCUCACCCUUCCGAAGCUGGAGGAAGUCCAGGCCCGACUGCUGCAGCCCAUUGCCCCGUCUGCUUCAUGGCUAGCCUCGCUGAAGCCUCUCCAUACCCAGAGCCAGGUCGUGGCAGGCUCCUUGACAAUGCCAAAUGCUCUGGAUUUCAAAUGGCUUGGCUCAGUCCUUGAGCAGACACAGGCAAGGCAGCCUGCAGCAUCUGACGCGAAGAAGCUUGUGUCGUAUUCUGCCUUCUCUGAACCAAGGCUGCUCUGCUUGGAGAAUUCUCUUCUGAAGCAGCCUGCCAACUUGGCUGUUCAGGGGCUGGAGGAAUCCAGGGCUCGCCUGCUGCGCCCUAUUCCCACCUCCGUUGCUUUAUCAAAGCCUUUGAAUGUGCAGUUGUCUCGCCGACUGGACCAACAGGAAAGUACCUCAACAUCCUUGGGGUUGCCACCGGGUUACAGAGCCCAGGAUGAGGCUUUUGGACCAAGCACCAAACUGGAAGAACCACAGUUGCAAGAGAAAAGCGAUGAGAGAGUAGCUGUUGACGUGAUCCCAGAUUACGUUCUGACUUUGCCCAAAGAUGACCUGAAAGUGCAGUCGGAAGAGGACGAUUUUGGGGCUGAUGAGCUGCCUGUGGAGAGCAAAGAGCAGCAAGUGAAAGAUCAAAAGUUGAUGUUGUUGAGCCUGGCCUGCUGUUCGCUGGUGGAAGGGCCGAAGUUUGGAAAUCCUCCUGGUGAACUUCAGCAGGCAUUGACGCAAGUGUGUGAGAGCCUAGCAGAGCACGAUCCUGAAUUCAUUCUCAAGGUUGCCCUGUACACUCGCCAGGAACUGAAUAUCCGCAGUACGGCCAAUUUUCUCCUGGCGCUCUCUGCCCGCCUUAUGCCCUGCCGCCCACAUCUGCGACGGUAUUUCUGCCACACUGUGCAGCUCCCCUCUGACUGGAAGGAGGUGGCCAAACUCUUUCAGGGCCUAGCAGGGGAAGGAAAAGCUCUGGCUCCAAUGCCUUGCUGUCUUCGCGCUGCAAUGGCCGAUAAGUUCCGGCAGUUCGAUGCAUACCAAUUGGCCAAAUACAAUAACCGCAAGAGCAAGGGGAAGAAAAACCGUCGCCCAAAACCCAGGAAGCAAGAGCCAAGAGCUUCUGACUGGGAAGAGCAUUGGCCUGGUCGGAACAAAUUAUUUGCAAAAAAAGCCAGAUUACUCCAGACAAAGUUUGAAGAGGAGUUGAAAAAAGAAAAGAUGCGUCCCGCAGCCCCCAAGGACCUCUUCUCUCUGAAGGCUUUGAUACAGCGCCUUCACAUCUCUGAGCCGGCCCAGCUUGUUAUGAGUCUCCUGGGACGCAGGUACCCCUCGGAUUUGCCUGCCUUCUCGCGAAGUCGCCUCCCUGGGCCCUGGGACUCCAGCCUUGCUGGCACUCGCAUGAGGCUGCCGAAGCCUCAAACCUGGGAGCGGGACCUCAGCCAAUUGGGGAACAAGGCCAAGGCCUGGGAAGAGCUGAUUGAUGCAGGGAAGCUGCCUUUCAUGGCCAUGCUGCGGAAUCUGCGCAACAUCUUACGGGCUGGCGUGAGCGAUCGACACCACAUGCGGCUGCUGAAGCGCCUGGAGGACAAGGAAUCCGUCAUCCGCAGCAGGCAGCUCCCUUUCCGGUUCCUUUCAGCCUUCAAGGUCCUGAAAGAUCUGGAAAAUGACCUCAGAGAGAAGGAGACCCCCUUCCCUAGCAACAAGGACAUCAUCCUAAGGAUCGUACAGCGCCAUGGGCUGAGCAUCUCCUACAGGGGGUCAUCGCAUUCUUGGACACGCCGAAGUCUGCGUGGCUGUCUGGAGAUCCCUGUUAUCUUCAGUAUGGUGAAGCGUGAGAAGAGGAAACUCCUGAAGACCAGAGAGAUUCGCUGCAGCCACGCCCUCCUGCAGCGUUACCAGGAGGCUCUGGAGAAAGCAAUCCACAUUGCCGUUCGGCACAAUCUGCCCCCCAUCCCUGGCCGCACCCUCAUCCUGAUAACAAACUCAGACAUGUUUCAGCCCUACGUGAAGGCCCAGGAUCUCUGCUGCCCCAGCACCAACGGGCAGGAUGACACUGGACAGGCCUCCGAACCGCUUACGAAGCUGGAUGUGGCCAAACUGUUAGGCUCCAUGGUGCAUUUUGCGUCGGAGGAAGCCCAGAUUCUCUUCAGCCACGAAGGACAAGAAUUCAGGCCUGCUGCCAUGACGGGCUCUGUGCUGACGGAUGUGCAAACUCUGCGGGAUUUGGGUGAAUACUACACCUACGAAGAGGAUCACAGAGUCAGAGACGUCAUCAUGGACCUCAUCGCUCGCCGCCAAAAGGUGGACAGAAUUCUUCUUCUGAGCGCUGAGCCCCACGUCCCGCUCCUUGGCUCUGCCCUUUGGCUGUAUCGCCACCAUGUGUCCCCAGACUGCCUCUUUGUCAAUGUCUGUGCGAAUGCUGCGAGUUCAAGUACUUCCGGUUCCAGGAAUGUUGUGAUAAGCGGGUUCAAUGAGCAAGUGCUCAGGUUUAUGGCCGAAUGUGGCAACUCCCGGUUCCUAGAGCAUGUUGGGAAGGCCGAUGAGAUCCAUGGCCUGCCCAAGAAGCGAAAGGCAGCAGCGGCUGAGGUGGAAACCAGGGUUGCCUCCUUGAUACCAGCCCCCAAGAGCAGGUGGCGCUCCGUCAGGAUUUUUGUCUCCUCCACCUUCCGGGACAUGCACGGCGAACGGGACCUGCUGAUCCGCUCCGUCUUCCCUGAGCUACGAGCCCGGGCAGCCCAGUUCUGCCUGGCGAUAGAGGACAUCGACCUCCGCUGGGGGAUCACUGAGCACGAGAGCCAGCAGAACAAGCAGCUGGAGCUCUGCUUGUCAGAAGUCUGUCGGAGUCAGCUGUUCAUUGGGAUCCUUGGGGAGCGAUAUGGCCACGUCCCUACGGAGUAUUCCUUGCCAGAUGAACCCCAUUUUGAGUGGGUGAAGUCUUACCCAGCGGGCCGCUCCAUCACUGAGCUGGAGGUGGUUCAGUUCCUGAACGGUUGUGAGAACCCUGCUGCAUCAUCCAGGGGCUUCUUCUACCUCCGGCAGCCAGACUUUCUUGACUCCGUGCCAGAAACGUGGAAGGCGGAUUUCGUGGCUGAGUCAGAGGAGGCCAAGAGCCGGCUGGCAGACCUGAAGGAGUGCAUUGAGAACCAUGGCAGCCUGGCUUCGUGUAGCAGAUACGUUUGUCAAUGGGGCGGGGUUGUCCAGGGCAGGCCAUAUGUCAAGGGGCUUGAGGAUUUCGGUGUCAAGGUCCUGCAAGAUGUAUGGGAAUGCCUCCGGUGCCAGUUUAUAGAGGGAGAUGGCUCCACUCUGGCUGAUGACAAAGCAGAAAAGGAGGAAGAAAAUGGCCUGCAAGACUCUUUCCAGGAGUUGCAGCAGAGGAGGUUUUGUGCCCGGGCAAAACUCAUCCACACUGUGGCUGCCCAGCUGCAUGGAGGAAAGCUCUGCAUUGUGAGAGGAGAACCUGGCCAAGGGAAGACUGUCUUCCUGGCGGCCCUUUCCCAGGUGCUUCGAGCAAAAGCCCCGCAGCAGAAAGAAGACCCUGCUCCCAGUUACCACGUCGUGACCCACUUCACCCAAGCCCGGCCUGAUCAGGCCGAAGCCCAGGUCAUGUUGGGCCACCUGUGUGCCCAGCUGAGGAAAUUGCUGGAGCAUCCUCCAGCCCCACCCAAAAGCUACAGGGGGCUGGUUGGCCAGUUUGAGUCCCUCCUCCAUUCUGUGGCCCUGUGCUUGAAGCGACGCCAGUCUCUGGUGGUUUUGGUGGAUGGCGCUGACCUUACCUACACGGCCGGUGGGCAGCUGGUUUCUGAUUGGCUGCCCGAGGAGCUGCCCCAGCGAGUCAGCCUUGUCCUCAGUGUCUCUGAGGGAUCUGUACUCCUUGGGUCUCUCAAGCGGCGGAAGGACGCCUUCUCCAUUCCCCUUGGACCUCUGGACCCCCCUGACCGAGUUGCCAUGGUCCGCAAAGACCUGGCCUUGUAUGGCAAAAAGUUGGAGGAGUCGGCUUUCAACAACCAAAUGCGGCUGGUGCUCCUGAAGCGAGGCUCCCGGCAACCUUUGUACCUGACCCUGUUGACUCAGGACCUGCGGCUCUUUGCCCUGUAUGAGAAGCUCUCGGAGAGGAUCCAGAAAUUGCCUGUGUCACUGCCUUUGCUGCUGCAGCACCUGCUGGGCUGCCUGGAGCAAGAUCACGGGGAGGAGAUGGUUUCUGUUGCCCUCGUGUGUCUCUGGGCCAGCAGAGAUGGCCUAAUGGAGCGAGAUCUCUACACCAUCCUUGGUGACUUGAAGGACCUGAAUGGGAUUGACUUCACCAUGGAACACGCCAUCUGUGUUGAAAGACAAGCUAGGAGCCAUCCCAUGGCCCCCUUCUUUGACUUCCUGCGGAGCUUGAGGGGCUUGCUUGGGGCAUGUGGCUCCCCCUCAGGGCCCUCAGGCUCUCGACUGCAUCUCUCCAGCGCCCCCUUGAGGAUGGCAGUAGAACGGCGCUAUCUGAAGGAUUCAGGCUUAGACUACACAGCUCAUAUGCUCUUGGCAGCUCAUUGGUGGAAACUGGUAGGCUUGGACGAUUCCUGGAACCAGAAUUGUGAGGCAGAGGCCUUGAUGGCCCUUCCCUAUCACAUGGCCCAAUGUGGACACUUUGAAGUGCUGGGUGCUUUGCUGACGGACCUGAGCUUUGUGAGUGCUCACGUCCGACUGGGUCUCCUCCACUGCCUCUCUGAGGCCUACGCACUCUAUGAGACUGCGUCUGACUUGGAGGUCGAUGAGACUGUGAGGACCUUCCGGGACUUCCUGCAAAGAAACAUGGGGCUGCUUUCCCAGAAUCCUCUGCUGCUUCUGCAGCAGGCAGCCAACGAACCGCAUGACUCGUCGCUGUGUGAUCAGGCUAUGAAAGAGCUCAUUGACAACGGGAGGCCUAUCCUGAAAUGGGUUAACAAGCCCCAGGAAGCUCAGAAGACCAAUAGCCUUGUCCUGAGCCUGCCUGCCACUCCUUCCUGUGUCUCCGUUGCCCCUUCUGGAAAGCUGGCUGCUGUGGGCACCGCUGAGGGAACCCUGCACCUCCUGGAUGUAGAGACUGGGCAGGAACUGAAGUCCUUGCUGAGUGCUUGUGAUGGGAUCUCAGCCUGCGAGUUCCUGUCGGAGGUAACAGUCUGUCUCGGGGCCUUCAACGGACGCUUGGAGCUAUGGAGCCUGAGGGAAGGGUGCAGGCUCAUGGGCACAGAUGCCCAUAAGACCCAGAUCACAGAUUGCUGCACCAAUGCUGACCGCAAGCUGCUCGCUACUGUCUCCCUGGAUGGCCACCUCAAGCUCUGGGAAUCUACUCAUGGUCAGCUGACACAUGAACGAGACUGCUUGUGUCCUUUGAACUGUGUGGCCUUUCACCCCGAGGGUCAAUUGGUCGCUACCGGAGGGUGGGACAGAACUGUCACCGUCCUGGAUGCGAAUGAGAUGAGUGUGACCUCGGUGAUGAAAGGCCACGAUGCCUCCAUCCAUUCCAUUUCCUUCUCCUCGGCUGGAAAUGUUUUGGCAGCAGGAACCCUGAUGGGGUCUGUCCACCUCUGGUCGUGGCAGGAGGCUGUUGUCCUGAACACAUUCUCAAGUCACUCGGGUUGUGUCUCUGCUUCUCUGUCCCUCCCAGGGGGCAAACUGCUCACAGCAGGAGAAGAUUGCAAGGUCCAGCUUUGGGCAGGUCACAUGGGGCAGCUGUGGAGCACUUUGGGGUCGGGAAUCUCCUCCCCAGCUCUCUGCACUGCAGCCAGUCCUGAUUGCGGCCGCUUGGCUGUGGGGCACCAUUCGGGAGACCUCCGGAUCUUCACGCAUCCUUGGCACACUCCACUGCCUCACUGUGCUGCAACGGGGGUAGCUUUCUGUAGCCUGGCCUGGCUGGACAGCCUCCACCUGGUUGGGGGCAGCAGCGACGGGUCCCUGUACAUCACAAACACCUCCCAGCGCAGCCGCCCUUGCCUCCGUAAGAUGCACGGCCACAAAGGAGCCGUGACGGGCCUUGCCGUCUUCGAGAAGCUGGUGGCGUCGGUGUCAGAGGAUUUCACUAUCCAGCUGUGGCUUUCAGAGACUCUGAGACCAACGGAUCUUCCUACAGAUGCUGACAUCUUGCCCCUUGCUGUCCUCCGGGGUCACACUGGAGGGGUGACAUGCUGCGCCUUCAGCCUUGAUGGCCGCUACCUUGCCACGGGAGGCAAAGACCGGGCCUUGUUUCUCUGGGAUGUCAGGGACCCCUCCCAGAAGCCACCCUCCCUCUGGCGCUCCCUGCCUUUCUGCCACCAGGACUGGAUCGCCUGCUGCAGCUGGGCAGGCCCCAUGUUGCUCACUGGCUCCAACGAUUGCACUGUCUGCCUCUGGGAUCCCAAAACUGGCCAGCGCCUCCAGGAAUUCCUGGGCCACCAAAGCCCAGUAUGCAGUGUCACGAGUGAGAAAGAACAUGUGUUCUCCGUGGGCAGGGAUGGGAUGCUGGUGGUGUGGAACCAACAGGGGCUGGAGAUGACUCGCUUCCUGGCUCAUCCUGACCGGGCCAACCACUGUGCAGGCUUCAGAGAUCCACGGGAAAAAGAGUUUAUUUUGGCUGCAGCUGGCGGUGAUGGCACAGUGAAACUAUGGAAGCCCCUGAAGCUGGCGGAACCUGACGUCUUCCCUGGCCACUCCGCUGCCAUCUGUGGGGCUGCUGCUUCUCCAGCAUCUUCCUCUUUCUUGACAAUAUCCAAAGACAACACCGUCCGAGUGUGGGCUGCCCCCAAGGAAGAGGCAGGGGCCGCCAAAGACCUCCCCCCUCACCACGGUGCCGUCACGGCCUUGGCCUGGUCCCCCGAUGGGGACUUCGUUGCAUCUGGUGGGGAAUGCGGAGACCUGGUCCUCUGGCACAAAGCCAAGGCUGUGGAGAAAGUGAAGGCCGGCCUGCGUUGCAUCAGUGCCUUAGCCUUCACUUCCACCCGCACCAUCCUCGUGGCAGCUGAUGGGAUCAGCCUCUGGUACAUAAGCAGGCAGCACGAUGGAGCCGUCAGCCUGACCCGCAGGAAGUCCCUGCGCCAAGCAGAGGAGUCUUCUGCGCUCUGUGUGGGGGUGUUCAGGCCCAGCGGCCCCAUAGUCCUAGGAAUGGCCAACGGAGACCUGCUGGUGCUGCAGCCUGGAGCCGAGAGCUUCCAGCAGAACCCAUACACAGACAAAGUGUGGGAUUCCCAGCAGCAUGUGAGCUUUGACAUAUCUGUGUCCGAGGAUGAGGAGGAGGAGGGGCAUAUAUUUCACAUCUGGGACUCCAUGCACAGCCCGACCUUGUUCAAGAUGAGGGUAACCGAAUCUGGGGAGUUGGAGGACACAGACGCCCUGGAGAAGAUACCAUGGGUACCCCAAAGGCCCUCUGUUUGGGUCACUGUUGCCCGGCAGGUCAAAGGUAAACUCCUAUUAUGCGCAGACUCUGAGGGAUGCCUCUGGACUCAGACCCGGCAGACUGAGGAGAGAGUGGAUAAAUGGAAGCCUGACGGCUGGCAGAGGAAAAAGAUUCACAGUGACAAAAUCACAGCCCUGCAUGUUCUUGGAGACAGGAUUGUAACAGCAUCACAUGACCGAGAUGUGAAGAUUUGGGAUGGCAACACUAUGAAACUGCUGGGCCAGUUCCGAUGCCACGGGCCAGUUUCACAGCUCCAGCCUUGGAUCGAUGCAGACUUCUCCCUUCUCCUCUACGCGGGUGACACUCUGGGCAACGUUUACUCCUUAGAGUGGGGCUCCGUCUCUGCUUGAGGGACGUGUCUUCCUGGGGCGAGCUCCUGCCAGCAGCCUCUUAAGCCUGGCACGUCUCCUUUCCAGACAUGAAUGCAGCUGUUUCGCUGCUACCUCCUCAGCCUUGCCCCACCCUUGCCCAGCUGGAAUCUACAGAUCCCGCAUGGCUUCUUAGUUGAUGUGGAGGCCGUGAUUCUGUCGCAGCCUAUGCUUGCUUAGCAACUGUAGGCCACAGAGCUCAGAUAACCAUGUGAGGAACCACCUUAGAAACUUGGCUGGAGUCUGGGUUUGAGCCAAUCAAGCUUUGUAGCUCACCUCUACCUAACCACAGAGGUGAAAAACAAGUUUCAGAAGGGCUAAAUCUAUCGUGUGUACAGAUUUCCCCUGCGCCCCCUUUGCCUUCAAAAGACUGUGAUGACAAAUUUGCAACCACUGAUGCCUUCUGUAUAGUGUUUUUAUUUUGCUAAUGUGCCUUCCCUUAUUUUACAAGUCUAUUAAGAAAUAAAAUGGAGCAAUGUCAACCA